This is a messenger RNA of Cladocopium goreaui, 9381 nucleotides long. The record is from the annotation of a GenBank genome assembly. Lineage: Eukaryota; Dinophyceae; Suessiales; Symbiodiniaceae.
GUGCCUAGCCCAUGGACAGCAGGCUAUGGUACUUGGCUUCGAAUUCGAAGAGGGCCAGGUCUCCACGGUGUAUGACAUGAAGACGGUCUUUGAUGAGAUCAAGGGAACCUGGUGCCUCCAGAGGACACCGACUUCGCUCAAGGUGGAUAUCCCGGAUGUGAAGGAGAAGAGCUGGCGCUGCGUGAAGGAGGUGUGUGCCGGCAUGGGUGGCACUGCUCAGGGUCUUGAGGCCAUUGGGUUCAUGAAAGUGGCUGCCCUGGAUAGUAAUCCCCUGAUGUGUGAAACCCUUCAACGGAAUGGAACCCCGGGAGUUAUUUUGGGGGAUGUGUUGGUGGCCGCUGAUAGAGGAGCCCUUCAUCAGACACCAAGCCCUUUGCGAUGCAUGGUGGCCUCAGGGUUUCCUUGCCAACCCCUGUCUAGCCAAGGGGAUAUGAAAGGUCAGGAUGAUACUAGAUCCCAACCCUUCUAUGGCAUGCUCAAAGCGGCUUGGGAACAGCAAUGCAGUGCACUCCUUUUGGAGAAUGUCAAGGGGGCCAUGGACGCCACCUACAUCCAGGAAGGCAUUCAGAAGCUGGCUUGGAGCCUUGGCAUGGACAUCGUGCAGACCGUGCUGAACCUUGACAAGACUUGGCCGUGCCGCAGAACCAGAUGGUGGGCCAUCAUCAAGCCGAUGGAGUACAAGCUCUGUGGCCUCAUUGACCUCCCUGAAGAUCCUCUUCUCAAGACAGUGGGGCAGCUCAUGCCCUUCUGGCCGCAAUGGGACUGGGAGAUUGAGGAGCACUUGCAGCUCACUGAGUAUGAACUGGAGAUCAUGCAAGACCCUCGCUUUGGGAGAGACCUUCGACAGAUCGCCCGGGAUGACGUCGUGCCAUGCUUCUUGCAUAGCUACAGCACCUCGCUGACAGGAUGCCCAUGUGGAUGCAGAAAGACCGGUUUCAGUCACUAUCGAUUGGUGAGGGACGGAGUCCGAGGAUUUUACAUCGUCAGCAUGGUGACUGGUCGACAUCGCUGGCUACAUCCUUGUGAAGCAGCACUACUAUGUGGUCUUGAUCCUCAAAUGAGGCUCCCAGAUGAACUUCGAGCUGGCUUGUGCCUGGUAGGGCGGUGUGCAUCACCCUUGCAGUCUGCCUGGGUUGGAGCGCACUAUCUCGAUGCGGUGCAGAACACAUCCGGUACGCCACAGAAAGCUCUCAUCCUCUACAAGAUGUGGUUGCUUCGUCGAGCUCAUGGCAUGGUUCCAAAGAAAGCGCCAGUACCUCCGCGGCUGAUAGAUGGACAAGAUGGAUCAGAGCUGCUUUUGCAACUUGGAGGACCCACGAAGGUUGCUAACUUUCUGGCCGCUGAACAUCGUCUUCAGGGUGGUGGCAUUCUCUGGAGUCUAGCUGACCUGUAUGGAAAGCUUCCACAGCACUAUGACAUCACCCAAGGAGCAGUAGUGGGAUCUUUGGAAUUGCAACAUCGACCCAAGAGGCAGAGGAAAACCUUUGAGAUGAAAAGCGUAUUGGUGACAGUGGUAGUCAAGCAACUGGAUGGCACCAAGGCCCAAUACUCCAUGGACGUGAUGACGGGCACCUUUGUCUUUGAGGUGAUGAGGAGUGUUCCUGGCUUGCACCACCUCUACUACAAGGGCAUCUUUGACGAUGAAGGAAAUGAGUGGAGAUUGGAUGAAAGGAUCCGGCAGAAGGUAACUUUCGUGCAAUAUCACCUACACCAUGAAGUUUGUGCGUGGGGCCAACAGAGCUUGGGAGAAAAGGGGCUCGGCAAUGAAUGCAUUGACAGAUGUGCCAAACGAAUGCUCUGCGAGAUGAAUCAGGCUGGCAAGAGCAACUUGCUGCAAGUGGCAUGCUGGGACGGAUUGGAUCAUCAAGCACGGCCGGUGAUUCUUCAGUUUGCGGAGAAGGCUCGUAGGAUCUUGGUGGUCCGAACCCUGGCUGUCUCCUUCCAUGCGGAGUAUUCACAGCAGAACCCUCAUACCUGUGGCACUGUUGCACUCAUGCAUUUGGGACAUGCCAUUGGUUACUGGCAGAACCGCAUGCUUCUGGAAGAGAAUGAAUGGCAUGCUCUUCUGCAAAUCGGCAAUGACGGCAGCAUCUAUGGAGGGGGUCGACUUCAAGGAGAUGACCAACUCGUUCUGGAGCUGCGCGACAUCUUGCAUCAUCAUGGAGUUCCAUUGGAGAAGACAGAGGAGAGGGCCACUUUGGCCAUUAAGAAGAUCGGUGAGAGUGCUCUGGCAAAAGCGCUGUCCAGCCGCAAUCCAUGGGCAGCAUUGAAAGCUCUGGGAUCCCAACCGAAAGUCAAUUUCCUGUGGGUCAAGCCAGAUGAGUUGGAAAAGCAGAUCAAAUUCCGUGCCCAUUCCAAGUACAAGGCGGCAGUGUCCGAGAAGAAGAAGGAUGUUGGCCCCUUCUUGCGGGAGGACAAGUCCAUCACUAUGGAUGCCCUGGCGAUUCUCACAGUGGCUCCUGUACCACCCUCGAGCCAGGGAUUGAUGCCGGUCGUGAAUCUUCGGUUCCCGGCGACUUACAUCCCAACCAAAGAGAUUGUGCUCAUUGAGGGGUCAUGGGUCCAGCUUGGGGACUGCUCUGUGAUUCGCAAGCAAGAGACCAGUGUGGCGUCGGUGCAGUCCAUUGACACCAAGACCUUCAAAGUUAUGGUCUGGCGAGAUGAGUGGCAUGGAGCCUGGAAGGAGUUCAUUGUCGCUCCGGUGCGUAAGCUCAUUGUGGUGGUUGAUUUGUGGAACAGAGGAUGGUAUGGAGCCAAAGGCAAACGCACCUCACCUGAGGACGCUGAACAGUUCCAAGUGUUCAUGCGGAUCCCAUGCAUCUGCACGGAUGGCUUGCAGAAUCGAUCGGGCCAAGACGGAAUCUAUUUGGAGCCCAGGAAGGAUGAUGGCAAGGGGCCUGCAGAUGACUUCUCGGUCAUAUGGUUGCCAGGGGCUGAGAAAGCUGAAGCCCUGCAUCGAUUGAAGGUCAGUGACAGAGGUGUUGCACUUGUUCGAUUUGGAUCCAGAUUCGGAAUCAGAGUGCUAUGCCGUGAUGCGGAAGUGGUGCACAAAGAGAUCUACCCGGACAAACCAUAUCAACAGGUGAAUGUCCAGUCCAUCUACGAGCUCCGUCCUGUUCCGCAUGGGGUCCAGACAGCUGGCAUCAGAGAGCUGCUGAAGCAAUGGGGUUGGAAGGCGAAGGUGCUGCAACCCUACAAGGCGGACCAACAUGGACAGGGCUGGCUUGUUGGUGCUGAGACGCCACCUCCCAUGAAUGUCUUUCAGACCAGCAAUGGAGAUGUGUUGGUGACGAUGCACAAGCGGCAGAACCUGGGAAAAGCUGAGCAAGUCGUUUUGGCCCCAACCAAGACCAAGACCUUCCUCAAGAAUACUCCAAGUCGCUCCUCACGAGACAUGGAGAAGGACAAGGAAAAUAUCUUGCCCUGGAGUGGAAUGGAUCCGUGGGGUGGGUACAACAAGUUUCCUGACGGUCUUGACCAAGAUUCUCAGAUGGGCAGAACGUCAAAGAUGGAACGAUUGCAAUCCCAAGUCCAUGAGGUGGUUGAGAGCAGCCUCAAGGAUGCGACGGAGCAACGUUUCAUGAAACUUGAGACGGGCAUCACGGAGCUGCGGGAGCAGAACCAGAAAUUUGAGACCUGGUUUGGUGAGGCGGGCCAAAGCACAGCAGCCCUGCGCCAGGAUGUCAAUGUGCUCACUAGCCAAGUGAGGGAGAACCAACAGAACAUCAAUACCCUGUCGGGAGAAAUUCGCUCAGGAUUUGCCAACCUUGAGGCGCCGGGUCACAGCAAAAUUCGAAUGUGGAUUUUGAUGCUGCUGAGCUUCUUUCUUCGAGGAGUGUAUGCAGACACAUCAGCCAAUUAUGUGGGGAGUGAGAUGCGGCAUGAGGGUGGCUACAUCUCGCAUGUUCCAGAGGUUGCGGGCAUCUACAGAGCUGCAGAUCUUAAGACUGGUUUCUCAGGAAAAGAUCAUGCAGCGGUGAUCUCCCACAGCUUUACGGAUCAGUUCCUGGAGUUUCUCCGACAACGUCAAUUGGCCGUCGAGGCCGCCAAUCAGAUUGCAGCUGAAGGAGAUGAAGAUUCUGAUGAGGAUUGGGAAGAAGAGUUUUAUGGGGAUCGAACUGAAGGAGAUGUCACAGUUCUUCAUGAUCGUGGAGGUGAACGGCAGUGGAGAUUUUAUCGUCCUGAUCCAUUCCAGACUGGUCGAAGCACCACAAUGCAAGUCCAUGUCCAAGCACACCAUACAUUGGAGGAUGUGGAACUGCAGAUUGUUCAGCACUGGGCUGAUCUUCGUUUGCCGACGGCAAGAUGGAGGCUAUUGGUCAUUCACGAGACGAUCACCUCCUCAGUUUAUCUUGAAGAAGGUCAUGAGGCCUAUAUGGUUGAGGUGAACAAUGACCUGCAAGUGGGUCAGGCUCCCAUCAUGUUUGAGUAUCAGUACUGGGACUUGGCGCAGAAUCGGUUCUAUGGUAUCCUAGAACCCAGAGUUCAUUCCAGAUUGAUGAGAGGCAUUUCACUGAUGUUUCGAGAUGUGAGAGGACACGAAUGUCGCACAAGACCAUGCUUUUCCAGUCUCAAUGGCAGUCCUUUGGAGGCCUUUGAAGAGUACACAGUGCAUGGUGGCGACUACAUUGUGGUUAGUGGGAUUAGCUCAGCCAGAGAAACAGUCCGGAUCAUUGGUCACUGGAGCCCAUAUGCUGAAGCUCGAGAUGUUCCCCUUACUCUAGCCUUUGCUCGCAUCAUUGGGCAGAAUAUGCGGACUGAUUUUGUCUCAGCGGAAAAAGGGCAAGCCAAUGCAGUUCUUCUCCAGCGGAACAUGGUGAAGGUCUAUCAUGAUCUUCAAAGGGUCAUGAAUGUGGCGCAAUUUCGCCAAGGAACUCUACUGAUGAUUGCGCCGGCAGAUGGCUAUGAUCCGCUUGAAGUUCACCCAGUACGAAUGAAUGAGGUGCAAUGGGGUGUGCGACGGAGCUUUGAAUUUCCUCUUCUACUGGAAGCGUUGGUGGAAUCUGACAUGCUGGAGCACCAUUGGGAUGGGUACUUUGUGGAACCUCAUCAUACUAUCUUUGUGCUCACAUUGCCGGUCACGCUCAACCCUUUGGACCAAGUGAUCAUGAUACGCCCACCUCAUGAUAUUGUGCCUGAAGUAGCCAUCCUUGCAGAAUUUCGGGUUGAAGGCACGCCACAAGAACAAGACCGGUAUGGGCACUUUGAGAUGGUCAUGGCCUUUGUCCGUUCACCAUCCACCAAAGAUGCACUCUUACGAGCGUUACAUCUGGACCGUGACUGUAAUGACUAUGAUUGCCUGGUCUCCCACAAUGAACGAGUUCUGACGGUUAGUGUCCUCAAGCGACUGGCCCUGUACCUCAAUAUCUUCCUGGCACAUUGCAUCAUUGUCUUGUAUGUUUUGGAUGGGCUCUACUUCGAAUCCAGAGAUGCUUCAAGUGGAAACGACAUCCAAUCAGAGGAAGAGGACGCCAAGGGCAUCGACAUGGUCAUUGCCAAGAAGCCCCACUUGCCAAGUCGGGUCGUGCCAUUGGACGAUGGAAGCUCCAACAUGAAGCUCGUUCCCAAGGACGUGAACUGCAAUGCGUUCCUGGGGCUCCCCUGCCGAUUCGGGCCAGAUCCUCUUCCGCCGGUACUUGGAGGGCCUCGCUACAUUGUGGGCGACUUCAAUCAUGACCUUGAUGCUCUUCGUGGGUGGGCCGUGCUGAGACAUGCAGGGUGGAGAGAUGCUCAAGAGCUGGCUCAUGAGUGGUGGGGCCAAGAAUUCAGUAUGACCUAUCGAAACUCGUCCAUCACUGAUCAUGUCCUAUUGUCUCCUGAGCUGGUCCCGCUGCUGACAGCUGUCAAAUGCUGGAAUUGGUUUGCGGACCAUGCCGGAUUGGGAAUUUGUGUGGACAUCCCCAUUGUUAGGAUGCAACAGCGUGCAUGGCCACUUCCUGCAGAAGUUCCAUGGGAAGCAGUUAGAUAUGAAGAGUGGCGACAAGCUGCACAUAUUCUUCCUGAUACCCAGGCCUUUGGCCCUGAUCAUCGCGUGGCACAAUGGGCUCGGGCCUACGAACUCAGCUUUGAUGGCUACAUGGACACCUCCAUUGGCUCCCUGCCCUCCUCAUGUCGGGGACGUUGUCAGCGAUCUGAGCCUAUUCUGCGAGUAGUGGACUGUCCGAUGGUGAAGCCUUCCCGUCCAGGAGAAGUCCAAGUCAAAACCGACUUCAUUGGAAGGGCAGUACUUCGAUGGUUCCAACAGUUGCGAAGGCUGCAGAGCAUGGUUCAUGCAAAGAAUGCUGACAAGAAUACUCCUGAUGCAAUUGAGUAUCGAAGCUCGCUUUGGAGAGCCAUUCGAAAAGCAAAGGGCUUUGAUGGUACCUUUGAGAGGUGGUGGACGAUGAGACCCACUCAGCUUGCUGGGCUCCCAUAUGAGUUUCCAUCUGAGCCACCCACGGCGGCAUGCUGUAGUGCCAUCUUUGAGGACUUCCACAUCAACUAUCGCAACUUUGAGUCGUGGCAUGCCCGCAGACGCAAACAACUCAUUACGGCUCAGUUCCAAGCCAACACCAACAAGAUUUUCGAGGUCACUCGCAAAGAACCACGGGGUGGAGUCAACUACCUUGAGAAGACUACCACCACUACCAUAUUGGGGAGCUGUGCUGACCAGUCUCAAGUUCAUGUUGACAUUGAGCAUGAUGUUCAACUGCCUGCAACGGUCCAAGCUCAUGAACAUUCGAUCCCAAUUUGCUCCCAAGAGGGACAAGUGAUCACAUUAGAUGGAGAAUGGAUGUUCCAGGAAGGGACAGAAGUGGAGAUUGUGGAACAAGCUGCCACGCCUGAGAAGUUGCAUCGGCAAUUGGUCGACUUUUGGAAGCCACGAUGGUGGAAAGAUCCGCUCCCUACGCCUGAUGAGUGGAGCAGAAUCAUUAACUUUGCCAAAGCGUAUCUUCCGCCGGGCCAAUUGGAUCAUGUGAAUAUCUCUGCAGAAACUUGGAGUGAUAUCAAUCGAAGAUAUGGACCACGGGCCGCCAGAGGUCCGGAUGGGCUCAGUCAUUAUGAGCUUCGGAAGAUGCCAUCACAGUUUCAAAGUGAAUUGGUCAGUAUUCUGAAUCAAUGCGAAGCUGACACUGUUUGGCCAGAGGUGUGGAAGACCGGAUUUGUUCAUUCUCUUGCCAAGAAGGAGGAUGCAGUGCGAGUCAAUGAGUAUAGACCGGAGGUUGCGGAAAUCUGGAUGCUGCUACAAGGUCUUGUCGAACGCAGUGUUCAAGACGGUGAAGAACUCAUGGGAUUUGUCACAGACAUCAAGAAAGCCUUCGAGUCAUUGCCAAGAGAUCCAAUUUUCGAGAUUGCCCAUCAUCUGGGCCUACCUGCUAAGACCCUGCACCUGUGGAGGCACUUCCUGGACACAACCGAACGCAGAUUCUUGGUUCGAGGGGAAGUCAGUGAUGCGGUCAGGUCUAAUCAUGGCUUUCCUGAAGGAUGCUCUUUGUCAUGUGUGGCCAUGUCGAUUGCGGGCAUUACAUUGCACAAAUAUAUGAAUGAGUUCUCUCGGAGAUGCGGAACCAUAUCCUAUGUCGAUAAUCUGGAAUUGCUGGCACGUGCACUUGGCGCUCUUCAACAAGGGGUCAUCACCAUGCAAACCUGGACCGAAAUGUGGAAGCUGGAAUUGGAUCAGGAGAAGUCAUACAUAUGGACCAGUGAAGCUGGGACGCGCAAGGAGGCAAAGAUGCUGGGAUGGAAUGUAGUCAAAUCUGCGAAGGAUCUUGGCGCUCAGCUGAACUAUGGUCGUGCGAAAAGUGUCCAAGCCCAAACUCAAAGGUUCUUGUCCUUGGAAGCCAUCUGGCCAAAGCUUCGGCGUUGCCUUGCUCCAUUGUGGCAGAAACAACGCCUAUUACGACAAGCUCUUUGGCCUAAGGCAUUUUAUGGUAUCUCCAUUUGCACCAUUGGAUGGGCACACAUCAAGUCUUUGCGCACUGAAGCAAUGAAGGCAUUGGGCUUCCAGAUGGCAGGUGCCGCACCAGGUUUACGGCUUGGCAUUCUUUGUCAUGAACAAUGUGAUCCUGGCUUUUACCAAGUUUGGCAGGUCCUGACGACAUUUCGUCGCAUUGCAGGGAAGAGACCUCUGUUUCUGCAGAUGUGGCAUGAUUACAUGGAUCGGUUUGACGGCAGUGCUAAGCAAGGCCCAUUUGCCAAGCUGCUUGAGGUUUGUAAUCAGCUGCGCUGGACCAUUGAUGUGCCGAAAGUGGCAGAUGCAGAUGGUUGCUGGCAUUCUUGGCUGGAUUUGGAUGAGAAGGUGCUCUAUGAGCUGGUGAAAGAUGCAUGGACUUGGAAGAUCUACAUGGAGAUUCAAAAGAGGAAGGACUUUGAGGGCUUGCAGGGGAUUGAUCGACGUGUUCUUCUUCAAGCUCACAGACGAGUACGCCCUCAUGCACUGAACUUGAUUCUACGCCUCCAAGAUGGAUCUUUUGUGGAACCUUCUCAACACACCAAAUAUGACUUGAGCAAGGACAAUGAUCGAGCUGAAUUGAGAGCGGUUAUUGCAGCAGUUCACUAUGCCAUUGAGGUGCAGAAGAACGCGGCGAUUUGGACCGAUAGCACUUUUGCUGCCGAAGGGAUGGUACGACUUCUACAAGACGGAAAUGAUGUGCCUGAUGGACAUUGUGCAGAUGAUUGGGUUGAACUUCAAGGACUUCUCUGUCUUUGUGAGGUACACCUGUGGAUUCACCAUGUACCUGGCCAUGCCAAAUGGGUGGAUCAAGACACUGAUUUCGACAACUGGGCGGCCCGAUGGAAUGAUCGAGCUGAUCGAGAAGCCAACAUGGCGAUGAAGAUGCAUGGAGAUGAACUUCUUUGUUUUCACCGGCAACUUUGUGGACACCAUGAACGAGAACUUUCGGAACUAUGUGCUCUACAAGAACUUCACUUGGAUGUUUUGGAGAAACCCCAACAGAAUCUGGAAGAGGAGGAGCAGAUCGACAGAGGGGAGGAAGGUGGCUAUGACUUGUGGGUUGAGCGAGGUUGCCCCAUGAGUCCGUUACCAUUUGCCAAUCUUCCACAUGGAGAGGAUGAUCGAUUUGCUCCACUGCUGAGAUCUUUUGGACGGGUUUUUGUGACCAAUUUCCUCCAGAUGCUCAAGAAGUGGGAAAGGGAUGAGGCAGCCUUGGUUUGUAAGAUCUCCUUCCUGGAACUUGCGGUGUUUGUAGCCACUGAGGGCAAGAAAUGGGUUCCGAUGCCUCAUCCCCUUCAACCAGGAUGCUGGCAAGAUCGAGAUGCCUUCAACUUCUCUGAGCCCAAUUUGGGUGCAUUGGUCAGGCUCGUGAAGGCCUUCUUCCUGUUAUUGAACGGCCAACUUGAAGACUAUUUGAACUAUUUGGUCAACUGUGUUUUCUUCAUGAG